UUUGCUUGUCAGUGCCGAGAAUCACACGACUAUUAUAUUAUCAUGUCGUUAUUGCAGCGAUCACGAGGAACCCCAACCAAAAAUUUGGUACUACCAAGAUCGAUAUCAAAAGGGACCAGAAAAAGAAGUCGAAUUGGAAAUGGAUAAUAACGUUUCGUACAGUAGAAUCUAUACGACGCCAGAUCUUUCUCUGGUAAUUAAAAGUUUUUCAGUCGCCGACGCUGGUAUUUACCGAUGUCACGGUAAAGAAGGACAAGAAAAAGAAAACAAAUAUAAUUAUAGGAUUGAACCAAUCCUCAAAGAUAUUGGCGGCGAGUUUGUAGAAGAGGGAAACAUAACUGAAUGGGAAAAAUAUCGUGAAAUAUACUUGUGGCCUGUCACUACGAGAUUUGCUAUCUCAAACAUGAUGGAUUUAGCUGGGAUUCGUGACGAAGGAGUUACUCUUCAAGUAGUGACCGAAUGGGGUCCGUGGGGCCCGUGCAAGCAAUGUAUAUAUAAUCGCGGUAUUAAAACUAGAAGGGGUUACUGCAGAUUGAAGCGCAACAUAAAUUCAACAAUGCUAGAGAGAAACGAUUCGAUUAUUAUACACUUCUUUCGAGGAUCUCCGAUACUUCCUUGCAAAUCUAUUCUGCUUCAAAAUGAAUUUCCUACUAUCAGCCGUAUCCUACGGUAUUUGCCGGAAUUUAUUUUAAGAGAACCUUGCAAGAAAUGUCCUCCUGUAAAGAAAAAAAAGAAGAGAGAAAAGUUUCGAUAUGUCAAGCGAUACGUUCUUGCGGAAGGCGCGCAUCUAGCUGUAGUUUGUCCAGAAUCAAGCACAACAUCGCAAGUAAUUUGGAAAAAAGACACAUUAACUUUAAAGAAAGGAACAGGACGAUCAUUUCGUAAAAAAGAUACAGAGAUUCGAGUGAUGGUAGACGCUUUCUCAACACUUUAUUUAAUAGAAGUAUCUACAGAAGAGCAAGGUAACUAUACCUGUUAUGUGGAUAACAUUAACAUGAUGCGUCUAAAAAUUAUUGUUAUAUCCAAAACUCGGCUUUUGACCCAAGCUUUCUUCCGGCAUUUGAGUUACUUGGGAGUUAUAAUCUUCUUGAUUUCGAUCUGCUACUGUGCGGGUGUAGUAAUGACUUGCCGACAGAGAAAUAAAUUUCAGUCUUUGCCACAAGAUGAUCCAUCAGCGAAGGAAGUUGAGUAG
Messenger RNA from Cataglyphis hispanica, 1192 nucleotides. RefSeq lists its product as uncharacterized. Bases 140 to 1192 code for a protein of 350 amino acids. NCBI's taxonomy places the organism in Eukaryota, Metazoa, Arthropoda, Insecta, Hymenoptera, Formicidae. The transcript is spliced from 9 exons. The record is from RefSeq and is a predicted model, not a curated record.